This is a messenger RNA of Bursaphelenchus xylophilus (pine wood nematode), 7171 nucleotides long. The record is from the annotation of a GenBank genome assembly. NCBI's taxonomy places the organism in Eukaryota, Metazoa, Nematoda, Chromadorea, Rhabditida, Aphelenchoididae.
AUGGAAAAGUCCUCCUUUCACGCGGCUGCUUUCCAAUUUGCUUUAAAUAAUAAUCCCAAUUCCGUCUCCCUGAGCGCCCUUUUGAAUGCCGCCGAAGCCAGUAAGUUGAUUUUAUGUCUAUCCGGUGGUGUUUUUGGCGUUUUGAUCCAGAAGAAUAAGAUCGUUUCUGAUGUCUGAUUUCGUUCUAGAUGCCAGAACACCUCAGAUUCCAUCAGUUCUUCUUCCUAACUCCAACAACUUCAUUCCAGCGGCUCUCCAAUCCCUGAAUCCAGAUUCUCAAUCCCAAUCCUCAUCAUCUCACAGUUCUGACCACAUCUUUGCGGUCCCUCGACCUUUGGCCCAAGCUUCUUUGGAUGCCACGACCUUAUUCUCGCCUUCAUCUAGUCUGAAAUCGUCUUUCAUUUCUAAAACAACGUCCUCUUCCAGAGGAUGCAAUUUUUGUGGUUCUCUCAAUGGACAGACCCAAAAAGAUCUGAUCGAAUGCGAUGGAUGUCGUCAAGUGUCAUAUUGCAGUGAUCAACACAAGGUGAGUGUUUGCUGUUCUCAUUACUGAAUCACGGUAUGUGCUUUUUGGAAGGGGAGGGUUAUAUAUUGGAUAUCGCAAUGGAGAAUAUCAACUUUUAAGUUUGACGCUCCAUUCCGGUGAUCUAAUGUCUGUGGGAGUGUUUUUAUGCGCAAUUAUUUCGCGGGAGACGGCUAACCCCGAAAACGCACGUUUUUUAGUGUUUUUGAGAUUGUUUUGAAUUCGGAGAUUGACAAUCGGGGAAACUGAAAAAUACGGCAACGAUCCAUAAUGGGCAGAUUUGGAGAAUUCGUUCGAAUGUCGUAGAUACCAUUACAUCUUUGCUAAAAAUGUGUAAUUAGGAAAAGCGAAUAAAUUGUAAGUGUAAAGAAUUUUUAAAGUGCAAUUUUCGAAAAAGUGUUAGGUCUGAUCUAAUAUUGUUAGAAGAUCAUUGUUUUAAGUCAAUUUCUACGACGUCACAUUUUUAAAAGGCUUAACACUUAUAAAAAUUUUCUAGUAUGACAUCAUUUCUAACAUUGUUACAUCAAAAUUAACGGUUUUUUCAAAGUUAUAUUUUUUUGAAUUGGCAUUUACAGUUCAUAAUUUUUUUCGAAUUUUACAAAGAUUUAAGGAUUUCGAUGAUAUUUGAACGAUUUAUCAGAAUUUUUCCAUUAUGGCACUGUCCAUUAUGCUCUGGCCAUUAUGGGAUCGGCCCAUUACGAACCGUUGCCGUAUUUUUCAGUUUCCUUAAUUGUAUUAUUCCCCAAAUGACGACGUUCCUUUUGAAUUCUUGCAAAAGGGCGUCAACGAAGGAAGGUUUCGGGAUAUCCCCCUUGAAAAGGUCGAAACAGAUGGUCGGGUCAUUGUCGCUCCUUGAUUAUAAAGUGAAAGCUUCCAUUGGAUGACAUUGGGAAAGGUUUUGGACUAGAAUAGAACUAGAGUUUGUGGUUGAGAUUAGCCAGGAUAAAAUUUCAAGGUUUAGUGGAUUUAUUGGUUAGGCCGGAGUGACUAUGUUCUUGGAGAAUUUAAAGCUUUUGUAGGUUGUAUCUUGUGUUUGCUCUGAACAGUUGCAAAUGAGCUGUCAAAUGGCCGAAGCCUUGUUUCCCCUCUGGGGAUUUGGCUGCCAAAUGGCGGUUUUACGUGAUUUUGCAAAUAAUUUUAAUUUCCCAGCCCCCUACUCUGGUGUAAUCUAUUUUUGAGGCCAUAAUUAGUUGCAAAAUGAAUAGGUUGUGGGUCAGUUGGAGUCUAUGCUGGGAAUGGGAGUAGCAAAUGAGGUUGUGUCGUAAAUUGCGAGCAAGGAGAAUAAGAAUCGUUGUAUCAUCAGCUACAGUAACUUGUUUUUGACACUUGAAUGGUUGAUUGUAAAAAGGAAUGACCGAAAUGGAUACUGUAGAAGGUGAAGAACCAUUUUGGGAAAAGUACAGUACAGAUACAUAGUUUAUGAUGCUUUUAAUAUAUAUUUACUGUCGUCUAACCAUGACAUUACCUAUUCUAAUUUCUCACCUUAAUGCUUUCUGUGAAGUCUUUGUUAUUUCGGAUUUCAAAAUGUUGAUCUCGUCUUUGUCGUUUAAUUACGCAAGAAAUGGAAAAAACCUUGUCAGGGAAGGUGACCGGAAGGGAUAAUGUCGGAAAAGAAGGGGUCUCUUCUGAGCUCCCUUUCUUCUUAGUCACGGUUUGUUUUGUCAGGCAUUACUCAUGGUGACAAGAAAAAUCAAAUGUCACCUCUUUAUUCCAGCGGGUUCUUAGAAGUCUCCAACGGUUUUGGCCAUGCUUCAAUGGAAAAAGGGGCUAAUUGCCAUCAAUUUUAUUUCCUCGCCCUCCUCAUAAGCCGUGUUAUCUCUUCUCCCUCUUGAUUCAUCGGUUCGAAGGAGAGUAUUGACUAGAUAUUUGUUCGUUUUUUUUUCUUUCCAUUGCUCACCAUUCUGUUUGAAUUUGCACGUAUACUUCAGCUUUUCCGCGUGCACUCUUUCGCCGCACUGUUCCUUUCUCUUCCAUCCCACCACCGAGGAGAAAGAAUUCGCAGUUUUCGGGAGGAGAAACGGAGGAACCCGGGCUGAGGAAACUCCGCGGAAUGGACAUCGCAUUAGGCCGGCUGGGCACCCAUCAGGGCGGAUCAACUGGCCAUCAGAAGGGGUCAUAUGAUCUAUAAGAUGAUGCCUCAGGGCCUGAAGUCAUUUCGAAGGUCUUCUUCGAAAAGAUGCAUUUCGAUUACAAAAACUACGGUAGGAACUGCUGAUUAGCUGGAGAUGAUCCACAUGUUGAAAAAUAGGUUGCAGUUAGCCUAAGAUUAGUUGUUUGCUUUUGUUCCAACUUAAGUCUUAAGUUUGUCCUGUCUGAAAAGAGUGGGGAUACUGUAGGAUAGGGUGACUUUUUGUCCUUUUUCUUCUUAAGAAUAGCUGGAUAUUAUGCCAUAACUAAUCCAACUCUCUUCGGGUUGUUCUUUUUACGUGUGGAAAUUGAGAAGUCACCCAGAAUGGGAAUUACUUUUGUCUUUACUCCACUAUUUGAUCGUAACCGUAGUGAUGGGAACACAGGUUAUCGUUCCGAACGCCUUGGAAGAAGCCCUGGGGUUUAUCUGACAGAACUCCCUUAUCUUACCUCGAGAUUGGAAAACAAUAGUUUUAAAAAGUUGGGCUAGGGAAGUCAUGAGUAAUAUAAAGUUGAAAAUUUCAUGGUAUUUUAAUGUAGAUUAUUUGUCGAUGUAAUGGAUUUUAUUUUUUAUGAAAUUAUGGACUUCUCGCUUAAUGAAUAGCGCUUCGGAAUCUUUUUUAAUUUGCUAAAGAAACUUUUUGCAUAUGAGAUUGCAUGGAAAAGCGUGCAGUUCCAAAGUUUACCUGUUAUUUGCGAAUCUGGCUUGUUUUCUUGGGAUUCGCACGUAAAUGGUUAAUUUGGAUUUUUGGAGGCUCGAUUUCACAAGGCACAAGGAGCACAAAAAUUAGGUAGAUUGAGCGUUAUAUUUUCGUUUCGACCGGUCGAAUAGUUUUUCCUUUCGGUGGUUUUUUUGACGAUUUUUCAAGAACUCUUGUCAAUUCUGAACGUAAAGUAUGAAUUGCAGAAAUUCGAUUGGAAGAAGCACAAACCCAUUUGUCGGACGACACAAAUGCGCAUUGCCACCCACAAUCAGCAGAACCUGAACGAGCCCAUGGACACGUCCGUCGACUCGAUCAUGGGAAAAAGUGCCAGUACCGGUUCUCUCCAUUCAAUGUCCGCCAGUUGCUCCAGUUCAGGUAUGCCAUCCUUGUGAUUUUUCGGUUUGUUGUAUACUGUCUGGAUGACUCUUGGUUUAGCGCUUUUUUAAUCGUGAGUAAUCUGGGAUCUAGUGUUUUUGCUAUCAAAGGCGGGUCAAAUCCGAGGUUACGUGAGCAUCGCCUGCUUUUUUACGACCUCACUUUCUGUUUGAGGCCCUUUUCCGCUUUUUGCUACAUCUCUCCUGAGGUUGGCAUACUGUAAUUCCAAAGAAACUGGAAAUGCGUGACCUUUUGACUGUUUUAAAUGCAUUAAUUCAGAAGUCAAGUGGACAAUAUAGCAUCUCAAAAGAUUCGUAAAAGCAUACUGUAAUAUUUAAAGCCCCAUCCUCACUCUCGAUUCCCUAGAUACGUGUAGAUGGGGAGGCCCGGAGUUGUUGACAAUAAGCUCUUUGCAGGGUUUUCGGAUGUUUCGUGCAGCUCGAAUGGAUUGGGACAAGAACGUUUGAUCGAAACGGAUGAUCCUGAUAUCAACAUUAUUGAGACCGAUUCUUCGCCAAGGAAGGUGCAGAAGCGCCGAAUGAGUGACGAGAAUACCCUCAACCCUCAGGGCAAGCCAUACAAAGACCACUCCAAAAAUCUCCUUUUUAAGGUAUAUUGUAAUAUCGUGAUUCUUAUGCAGUUUUAUAGACCACAUUACAAGAUCAUAUGAAGUCUUUGGCAGCGUCUGGAUUGGCCUUAAAUAAGCACAAGGCAAUUGCGUUUCGGCUUCGGGUAAGUAUUCAUUAUUUUGAAAUUCACACAUGCGGAUUGGGUAGUAGACAAAAAAAAAUUUUUUUUAAGUAUAUCGCGGAGCAUGUGAUACGAUCUCUGAAUGAAUAUGGAUGGGCCGUGGUCGAUAACUUUAUGGGAAAAACGCAUUGUCAAUACACGUAUAAGGAGAUCGAACAGCUCUAUAAUCGAGGAGUUUUCAAAGAAGGACAACUCAUGGAGGCCAAGGACCCUCAAGUUUUGCCAACCAAGGAUAUUAGAAGUGAUAAGGUACGUAUCGAAUACUGUUACGUUAUGUGUUUACAUUUGAGAUACUUAUGGAUUUUCUUUUAGAUAUACUGGUUUGAUUCGUCGGAAAGCAAGGCCCGGGAUGCGGUCACCAUUCGGUUGCUGGUGUCGAUGAUCGAUUCUGUGAUUGUACAUUUCCAAAACCGAAUCCCCCCAUAUCAGAUUGCGGGUAGAUCGAGAGCCAUGAUUGCAUGCUAUCCGGGUAAUGGCACUCGAUAUGUGAAACAUGUAGAUAACCCCAUCAAGGAUGGACGGUGCAUCACCUCCAUCUACUAUUGCAAUGACGAUUGGAUCCUCUCUGAGCAUGGUGGUACUCUCAGAUUGUAUCCAGAGACCUCGCGCGUUCCCAUGGACAUUGACCCUCAGGCGGAUCGGCUGGUCUUCUUCUGGUCGGACAGGAGAAAUCCCCAUGAAGUGUUACCUGUCUUCAGACAUCGGUAAGGGAUUGAUUUGAUUGAUAUAGUUGUUUAGAUAUGCUGUUACUAUCUGGUAUUUCGAUCAGAACGAGAAACAAAAGGCGAAGGAGAGACAACGGGAAGAGGAGAGAGAACAGGCUGGCCAAGGCGAGAUUAUCGACCGGUCGAAUGUCAAUUCAGCUCCCAUGCCAAGAAAGCGUAAGAUUUAAUUCACUAAGCACGAUCUCCUAUUUUAAAACCUGUAUACUCAAUUAUUGUUUAGCAUCUCCUCCCCGAGUCGACCAACCCAUGGACACAUCCUCGGCACGGGUCAAAUAUCGCUCAAGAUCCCCGGGCUUUGAUGAGGAUGAUGAUGAAGACCAACAAGGUUCCGCGCAGCCUGCCAAGAAAUAUGUCCCUGACUUUGAAGUCUAGUCUGUUUAUAUUAGCCAAAAUGAUUUAUAUCCGAGUCAUCGGAGGUAAUUAAAUUAGCAUAUUCUUACUUUAUUUAUGAUUCGAGCUUUCUCCUUAUGUUGUAUCAAUCACCCGUGCCAACCACCAUUGUAUAUUAAAAAAAAUAAAAAUUUGAUAAAAGACUUGUGAUCGGUAUAUAUUGUUGUAGACGACGGCUUGGGGAACAGUUUUAACAUUGAGUUUGGAUUUAAUUACGUCAUGUUGCGUCACAAUCUAAAUGCAUUAAAGUAGAUGACGCAACCGGUAUUUUACAACGCCCAUCCCGCAAAUCCAAUGAAACGUGCGAACAGACAGACGCCUCUUCUUCACCGUGUCUGAGGAUUCGUUUUUUACGCGCUGAACGAGUUUACGAAAAGUUAAAAGGUUAAUGAUUAAACUGAAUAAGUAAAUGAAUGCUUGUCUGUUGCUGCAAUAGAACGCGAAAAAAAUGAAGUGUCAAAGAUGGGGAAGAGAAAAGGUUUCAUGAUUGGAUUAAGAGGUGAUAAUUCAUUGAGAGCACUGCGACAGACACUAUUUAUAAUAUCAGCACCACCAAGGCAUAUGGCUAGCCGAAUUGCUUGCCAUUUUGACUUACGGCUAAGAAUGCAACUUACUGGCCAACCAGACAACUCUCUUCUAGACCUACAGAUCAUUUAAGCCCUUUGGCUAGCUCUUAUAGAUCUUAAAUUAGCCCGUUUUUUCAAACAGUGGGUCGUAAUCGCUGAAUGCACUACCAAAAAAACCAAUUCUUAACCCCUAGGAAUCAUUUAUCUUUGAUCAACAACCUUGGGCACGAGGAGCUUUCUUAAUCGUUAAUUUAGCAAACUUUUAGUAAGUUUUAAGCCCAAUUACUCUUCAAUUACUCUAAAUUGAUCCGAAUAUACUCCCCUGAACUCUUACACUUGGAGGUCGCAAAUUUUAUCAAUCGUCUCUUGCGUCGGAAUCCUCGAAUACGACCAUAAAAAGUGGUUAAAAGUGACCUUCGAACGCGAAUACCUUUUUGUUUUGCUCGGAGGAAUCCGCGGUGCAUUUUUAACAUAAUUUUCAUCAAAAAGCGACAAACAAUGCGAUCGCUGGAACCUGACAAGUGAUAAGAAAGUGAUAAAAAAUGUUUUUUUGUAUAGGUGAUCGGAUUAGUUUCACUUUAAGGAAACACUUGUUUUGUUUUGAGGUCGUAUUUAAGGCGUCGAGGCCGCGGUUCCAAUCAGAUCAUUCGAUUUCUCAUCAUCCAUUGGUAAGUGUCCCGAUGGUAUUACAGUAUGUGAUUACUGUCGUCUUACUCUACGUUUCUUGUCUUUGUUUUCAUUUUAAUUACUGUCUUCUCUUCAGAACCAAUAAUGAAAUUCUUGGCCAUCUUCGUCGCUCUUCUCGUCGCCGUCUUCGCUCAACAAAACCCCAUGGAUCAGAUGCAUUUGGAGCGUGUCUUCGAGCCCUACACCUAUCAGCGUAUGAACUACGAUGCCUCCAGAAUGGCCUACAAUGCCAGAUACCCCAACAACAACUACCACCGUGUCGAUGGAUGGCAACCAGCCACUUGGGACGACAUCUUCGGAUCUCGCAGAUACGGAAGAAAGUAG